This is a messenger RNA of Terrapene triunguis (Three-toed box turtle), 951 nucleotides long. It is a transcript of the gene SMPD1, whose product is annotated as sphingomyelin phosphodiesterase 1. Gene Ontology annotation, cellular component: lysosome. The transcript has 2 exons. Gene Ontology annotation, molecular function: acid sphingomyelin phosphodiesterase activity. The annotation marks the transcript as partial. NCBI's taxonomy places the organism in Eukaryota, Metazoa, Chordata, Testudines, Emydidae. Gene Ontology annotation, biological process: ceramide biosynthetic process; sphingomyelin catabolic process. The record is from RefSeq and is a predicted model, not a curated record.
AUGUUGCAGAUGCAGACGAACGAGGCGCGCAUCGAGCGCCUGGCGGUGAGCGUGUGCACGGAGCUGAGGCUGGCGCGGCGGGAGAUCUGCCAGGACGCCGUCCGGCUCUUCGGGAAGGACGUGGUGUCGGCCUGGGUGCGCUCGGUGCUGCGCCCGGCCGAGAUCUGCGGGCUGCUGGUGGGCGCCCGCUGUGGGCACUGGGACAUCCUCUCCGACUGGAACGUGACGCUGCCCGGCACGCCCAAGCCUCCGGUCGUGCCGCCCGCGCCCCCCCCGCCCGGCGCCCCCACCACCCGCCUGCUCUUCCUCACCGACCUGCACUGGGACCAGGCCUACGCGCCGGGCAGCGACCCGGCCUGCAAGGACCCGCUGUGCUGCCGGGGGGGGCGGGCGCAGGGCCCCUCCCACGCGGGCGCCGGCUACUGGGGCGAGUACAGCAAGUGCGACCUGCCGCUGCACACCAUUGAGAACCUGCUGCAGCACCUGGCGCGCGGCCCCCCCUUCCAGCUGGCCUACUGGACGGGCGACCUGCCCGCCCACGACGUCUGGCAGCAGAGCCGCGCCGACCAGCUCCGGACCCUGCGCACCCUCAGCGCCCUGCUGCGCAAGUACCUGGCGCCCCUGCCCGUCUACCCCGCCGUGGGCAACCACGAGGCCUCGCCGGUCAAUGGCUUCCCCCCGCCCUACGUCCACGGCAACCAGUCCUCGGCCUGGCUCUACGGCGCCAUGGCUGAGGCCUGGGAGGGCUGGCUGCCCCCCGAGGCACUGGAGACCCUCAGGCUCGGUGGGUUCUACACCCUGCGGCUCCGGCCCGGCCUGCGGCUCGUCUCCCUCAACAUGAACUUCUGCUCCGAGGCGAAUUUCUGGCUCCUGAUCAACGCCACCGACCCGGCCGGGCAGCUGCAGUGGCUGGUGGGCGUCCUGCAGGCGGCCGAGGAGCAGCAGGAGAAG